Mercenaria mercenaria is the source of this 1925-nucleotide messenger RNA. RefSeq names its product IgGFc-binding protein-like. The coding region runs from base 54 to 1865 and encodes 603 amino acids. The record is from RefSeq and is a predicted model, not a curated record. NCBI's taxonomy places the organism in Eukaryota, Metazoa, Mollusca, Bivalvia, Venerida, Veneridae. The transcript is spliced from 10 exons.
ACUAUUAUGUAGAGUGCAUUUCGCAGACUGGAGUUUAGCUGAAAACUUCCAAUAUGAAGAACGUUCUUUUCGUCUUGUUUGUCCUGAUACUCCAGAGUACAAACACUCAACAAUACCAAACAUCUUCCUUCGGAAGGAAUUUUGUAUUUGGCGUUAUAGGUUCCGGUGUUAGGCUUUCAUCAACAAACCUUCGACUUCAUAUAACCCCAGUUACGGAAAUACAGGCUCUCGUCCGGGUAACAGCACCAUUCAUAAACAUGGAUAGAACAUAUACUGUAUCUAACUACACUAUUGUCCCUCUGAAUGGAACUCUGAUUCAGUUUGAAAAUGGGACGCAGUUCAAAGGCAUUGAAGUUAGUUCCAAUGCUAAUAUUUCUGUGACUGUUGUUUCUAACCCCGGUGAUUACACAGAAGGAUUUUUGGCCUUACCUAUUAAUGCACUAGGUUCUCGUUACGUAACAGCCUCAUACACCGUAUACCGUGCAUACAGUUCCGAGAUUCUCAUUGCCGGUGUUGAAAGUGACACAGACGUUACUUUGAAAAUAAUAACUACAAACAAUGCAAGCUCUAUCAGAAGUUUUCGCCUGCAGAAGUUUGAAACUUACCAAUUUAAAUCAACGAGUGAUAUAAGCGGCAGUACCGUAACAUCAAACAAACCUGUGGCUGUUGUGUCUGGAUCUGCUGUCGCAAUGGUUCCUGUCGGAAGCGGAAGUCUUCAGUAUCUAGUCGAGCAAAUGAUUCCGACAAAAUAUUGGACAUCAAAAUUCAUUAUCCCAUCCAUAUAUCCCAGGAAACACUUCGUCCUUAGAUUGUUUGCUGAUCAGAAUAAUACCGAAGUGAACUUGUAUAACAGCUCGACACACUUUGCAGUACAUAUGGACAAGGGGUCUAUGGAGGAAUUACUGUUUGGAACAGAUCCAGUCGUUGUAAUAGCAGAUAAGCCAGUCAGCGUCAUACAGUACGGACAUGAUGGAGAUCACAUAGACGGAGAUCCCUUCAUGGUGAACACACAAGGGAUCACUCAGUUUCAAGAAUCCUAUAGAUUUGUUACACAGAAUUAUUAUUAUCAUACAGGAAGCAAUACUGUAGCCAUUACUUUACUAAAGAACAGUACCAGCGGACUUCUCCUGAAUGGACAUUCUAUGUCUUACUGGAGUGCUAAAAAUGUGUCAGUUUCUCCGCCAAUGGAUGAAUACAUAACAUUCUUUGUGAAUGUUUCUUCCAACAGUUUCUACCAUUUGCAUCACAGCGGUGGAAGAAGGUUUGGAGCAAUUAUUUAUGGGCGCCCUGGUACUUCUGCUGCAUUUGGCUACCCUCUCCAGUUGUCAUUGAUUGAAAAUGGAAAAGGAACCUGGUGCUUCCAGUGUGAAGAUAUGGCGCAUCUUAAGUAUUGUGAUAAAGUUUCGAAAUGUCAGAAUGAAAACGAUGUUUGCUUUGUGCAAAGUUAUACACGAAGUCUUGAUGUUAGCCUCUUUAGAUCAGGCUGCGCACAUUCUCAGCAAUGCAGCAAUAGCGACGGCAACGGAACCUGUUUCAAGUGCUGUGAUGGCGAUUUUUGUAACAGUGUAGGAUGUGGAGAUGAUGGUUUUCCGGCACCAGGACAAAGAGGCCCGAUUUGCUUUGACUGCACACACAAAGGCGAAGGCGAGGAAUGUAACACGGUGCAAUUGUGCCAUUCUAAUCAGGUGUGCAUGGUAGAAAAAUACGAAUGGGGAGACGACGACUUCCAUUACAUCAGAGGCUGCACUGAGUCUCAGGUGUGUACGAGAAAGCGCCAUGCUCCAGUCUGUUCACACUGCUGUCACUCCGAUUUCUGUAACAUGAACUGCACGUCCGUUGAUACAGCUCCGCCAAUAGUUGGCUAACAGGUUUCAAACUGUGGUAUGAACUGAAAUGCAGAACAUACUAAUAAAAAUGAUAUCAUA